AUGGAUAUUGAUCUAUCCCUCAAAAUAGAUGCUGAAAGCGAAGUAGAAGAAGAUGGAGGUGAAGACAAACAAGAUAAAAAAGGAGAGGGAAAUGGUCAAGAAAAGGAGGUAGAUAGACAAAACAUACAAGAUAUCAAUGAACCUGCAGGAAGAAGAGGAGAAGCAGAAGAUGAUUCAUCUGUUGAAUUAUCCCUACAAGAGAACAUGAAAACUGAAGAGUUAUCUGGUUUACAGAUGGAGAUGAGUCGCAUGAAAGAAGAGAACCAAGUCUUAAGAAAAAUAGUAGAGCAAACCAUGAAAGAUUACUAUGAUCUUCAAAAGAAAUUCACUGCUUUUCAGCACAAUAUCGGCCAGAAGAAGGAUCCGCAAAUCUCUCUGGGGCUUAAUGCUAAGGAAAACAAAGCUGUUCAAGAAGUGCCAAAGGCAAUAUCCAAACAGGUAGAUUCUAACUAUAAUCAAAGACACCAGGCAGCAUCAUCUACGAAAGAUGAUCCUGAAGGAAAAAGUGAAUUAGGGCUGUCCUUGAGGCUACAAACAAGUACAAGUCAAGAAGAAAGAGCAAAAGACCAUACGGAAGAGAAUAAGGAAGAUCACGUUGCAAACUAUGCCCCAACAAUAUCACAGAAUAAUAAUAAGCUUCAAAGAACAGACUUGGGAGGAGCUGGAAUCACUGCUCAUGGUGCUUCUUUAAACAACAGAAAAGCUAGGGUUUCAGUCCGUGCCAGAUGCCAAGCAGCAACUAUGAAUGAUGGCUGCCAAUGGAGAAAAUAUGGGCAGAAAAUUGCCAAAGGAAACCCUUGCCCACGAGCCUAUUACCGUUGCACGGUAGCUGCAGGAUGCCCAGUUAGAAAACAGGUGCAAAGAUGCCUAGAGGACAUGUCGAUUCUGAUAACAACCUAUGAAGGAACUCAUAAUCACCCACUUCCAGUGGGAGCAACAGCCAUGGCUUCGACAGCCUCAGCAGCAGCUUCCUUUAUGUUACUAAAUUCCAGCAACCCUCUCUCUGAUGGCAUGAUGAUCAGUACAGAACAUAAUUCCCUCCCAUACCAUGCCUUGAACCCACAAUAUUCAUCAAACUUUAGAAGCAUAAACCCCAACGAUCCUUCUAAAGGGAUUGUUCUUGAUCUUACACACGAACGAGAUCGAUCGCUACUGCAAUACCCAAUAAUGGCUAGCUCUUCACGGUAUUCUCCUUCUUUGGCUCACGAUCAGUUCUCCACCGCGUUUUCUAAUUGGUCCCAAAGCCGAUCAAGCACUUACCAACAUAGUGCUAAUAUUGGUGGCAGUAAUUUUGGUGGCCCUAGAGCGCAUGAAGAUAAGUUGCUGCUGGCUGAAAAUGUGACAGCAAUUGCUUCGGAUCCAAAAUUUAGGGUUGCUGUUGCGGCUGCUAUCACAUCUCUCAUUAAUAAAGAAAACAGCAGCAGUCAUUCUACAGGACCAUCUUUUGUUAAUAGGGAAGGCGAGAGUGGCAGCUCUACAGGCAAGCAACAACAGCAGCAGAAACUUUCCAGUCCUUGA
Molecule: messenger RNA, 1518 nt
Organism: Dovyalis caffra
Lineage: Eukaryota; Viridiplantae; Streptophyta; Magnoliopsida; Malpighiales; Salicaceae
Source: the annotation of a GenBank genome assembly